Molecule: messenger RNA, 1040 nt
Organism: Prionailurus viverrinus (fishing cat)
Lineage: Eukaryota; Metazoa; Chordata; Mammalia; Carnivora; Felidae
Gene: TTC9C
Product: tetratricopeptide repeat domain 9C
Exons: 4
Coding region: 256-771 (171 amino acids)
Molecular function (GO): protein binding
Source: RefSeq, a predicted model, not a curated record
AGGAGGAAGCAAAUUCCGCCGGCAUUCCCACGCCUGCCACAGUUCCUUAGUCCGGCCCUUCCUUUUUCGGGAGGGUCUCUUCACCCCGGAGUCUCCUGUUUAUGAAAUCACUUAAUCUCUGGCUUUGCUGUUCCCACAUCCUCUCCCUGAUUAGUCCUGUACGUUUAAAGAUUGAAAAUUACUACAGAGAAGAGACAAAGCUUCAAUUGCUCUUCCGCGUCCCAAUUCCACAAGAGCUCUGGGCGACAAAGAGUUAUGGAGAAGCGCCUGCAGGAGGCUCAACUGUACAAGGAGAAAGGGAACCAACGUUACCGAGAAGGGAAGUACCGAGAUGCUGUAAGUAGGUACCAUCGAGCUCUGCUUCAGCUGCGGGGUCUGGAUCCAAGUCUGCCCUCCCCGAUACCUAAUCUAGGACCUCAGGGCCCGGCCCUCACACCCGAACAAGAGAACAUACUGCACACCACCCAGACAGACUGCUACAACAAUCUAGCUGCCUGUCUCCUUCAGAUGGAGCCAGUAAACUACGAACGAGUGAAAGAAUACAGUCAGAAAGUCCUGGAACGACAGCCUGAUAAUGCCAAGGCCUUGUAUCGGGCUGGAGUGGCCUUUUUUCAUCUGCAGGACUAUGACCAGGCUCAGCACUACCUCCUGGCUGCUGUCAACAGGCAGCCAAAAGACGCCAAUGUCCGGCGGUACCUCCAGCUAACUCAGUCGGAACUCAGUAGCUACCAUCAGAAGGAGAAGCAGCUGUACCUGGGCAUGUUUGGUUAACAAAGAAGAAAGACGCUCCUCUACUUGAACUUAGGUGAACCAUUAAAGACCCAUCGAGGGGAAACCUGAGCCUCAGCAAGAGAAAUUAACCCCAUACCUCUGACCCACGUGGAUUUCUGUUUUCUUUCUAGCUCCGCACAAACUCUCUGGCACUUAAGCAGGCUGUGUCUUUUUUUUGCCUGUCCAUCUACGUAUUUGUAUAGCUUUCCAUACGUGAUAUUCUUGGAGAUGUUUGCUUUGAGAAAUACAAUCAGCUAUAUGUGAAAUAA